Agrilus planipennis (emerald ash borer) is the source of this 4366-nucleotide messenger RNA. It is a transcript of the gene Mdr50, whose product is annotated as multidrug resistance protein 1. Bases 135 to 3947 code for a protein of 1270 amino acids. The record is from RefSeq and is a predicted model, not a curated record. Gene Ontology annotation, biological process: transmembrane transport. Gene Ontology annotation, molecular function: ABC-type transporter activity; ATP binding; ATP hydrolysis activity. Gene Ontology annotation, cellular component: membrane. NCBI's taxonomy places the organism in Eukaryota, Metazoa, Arthropoda, Insecta, Coleoptera, Buprestidae. The transcript is spliced from 21 exons.
UGAAACGCACGAUGUAGUAGUUGCUGGCGAGAUCGUAAUUCGUCAGGACGUGUAGAUGAUCGUUUUCCCUGCUGUGAUAGUUUUCUAACUGGAUCUAUAAAUAAUUUGUAAUCCUUUGAAAUAACGCUAAAACAAUGAAGAAAAAAUUGGAAAUCAUUAAAGAAAACGAAAAGAACGGAAAUGACGGAAUCGAACAGACAACCUAUAAAAAGAACAGCUUGUUAGAGGCUUUCAGUGAUUUCGUGGAUACAGGAGUUAAACAAGACGAUGUACCACCAGUUUCUUUCUCACAAUUGUACAGGUUCUCUACCGGUUUGGACAAAAUCGUCCUUAUUAUUGGAGUUUUGGGUUGCAUGGGUAGUGGUGUAUGUCAGCCUCUCAAUAUGCUACUUUUUGGAAAUUUAGCCGGAGAUAUGGCAACAUUUGGAUACGCUAUAAACCAAGGAAACGCAUCUCAGGCGGUUUUUGACCAAUUCUUAGAUAAUGUUAUUAAUUUUGCCAUAUACAAUACUAUAGUUGGUGCAGUCAUGUUUGUAUCCAGUUACUUGUCAAUUGCUUUGUUCAAUUACAGUGCACUCAGACAGGGCUACAAAAUUCGAACUUUGUUUUUCGAAAAAGUCCUGAAUCAGGAUAUCGGAUGGUAUGACGUUAAUCAAACAGGCGACAUCGCCAGCCGCAUGUCUGAAGAUUUGAAUAAAUUUGAAGAUGGUAUAGGAGAAAAGGUAGCACACUUUACACAUAUGAUGUUCACAUUCUUAGGGUGUGUAAUUUUAGCCCUUGUUAAGGGAUGGGAAUUGGCCCUUAUCUGCCUUACAUCCUUACCCGUUACUAUGGUGUGCAUUGGAAUAAUUGCUGUUGUGACAUCAAAGGUCGCUAAAAAAGAACUGGAUGCUUAUGCAAUGGCAGGAGCGAUAGCCGAAGAAGUUUUGAGCACCAUUCGAACAGUUAUUGCAUUCGGAGGACAAAAAAAAGAACUUGCAAGGUACGAAGAACAACUAAUAUUUGCACGAAAGAAUAACAUUCGAAGGUCAACAUUAUCCGGAAUGGGUUUUGGCUUGUUAUGGUUUUUCAUCUAUGCCAGCUACGCUCUUGCCUUCUGGUAUGGUGUCCGACUCGUACUAAGCGGAAAUGGAACUUAUGAUGUUGCCACUAUGGUUACAGUAUUCUUCAGUGUGAUGCAAGGAAGUAUGAACUUUGGAAUGGCAUCUCCUUAUAUCGAAGCUUUUGGCAUAUCCAGAGGGUCUGCAGCAAAACUGUUUUACGUCAUAGAUAACGAGCCGGUUAUUAACCAAUCAAAAUCCAGAGGUAAAGAACUGAAUCAUGUAAAGGGAAAAAUUACAUUCAAAAACGUCAAAUUCAAUUAUCCUUCAAGAUCAAACGUGAAAAUCCUACAAGGAGUCAAUUUGGAAGUUGAACCCGGUCAAACUGUCGCAUUUGUUGGAAGCUCAGGAUGUGGUAAAUCCACAUGUAUACAAAUGAUCCAAAGAUUUUACGAUCCGUCAGAAGGAGAGAUAUUGCUAGACGGAGAAAACUUGAAGAACAUAAACUUAACUUCGCUUCGAAACAACUUUGGAGUUGUCGGUCAAGAACCGGUUCUUUUUGGUACAACGAUUGGUGAAAACAUAAAAUAUGGAAAUAAAUCUGCCACCCAAGAGGACAUUGAAAGGGCUGCAAGAAAGGCAAACGCACAUGGCUUUAUCAAAAAACUACCCCAAGGUUACGACACUCUUGUUGGUGAAAGGGGAGCUCAAUUAUCCGGUGGCCAGAAACAGCGUAUUGCUAUAGCGCGAGCUUUAGUAAGAGAGCCUUCCGUACUCCUACUUGAUGAAGCCACAUCGGCCUUGGACACUAACAGCGAAGCAAAAGUGCAAGCUGCUUUGGAUGCUGCUAGCAAAUCCUGUACAACGAUCGUAGUCGCUCACCGUUUAUCUACGAUAAGGAAUGCAAAUAAAAUUUUUGUUUUCUCCAAUGGAGUAGUCGUGGAAGAAGGGAACCAUUCAGAGCUAAUGGAGAAAAAGGGGCAUUAUUACAAUCUUGUUAUGACCCAAGUGUCAGGUCCUGAACUUGAAGAUCUACAAUCAUCGAAGCGGAACGGAGUUGCUUUCAGGCAGCAAAGUUCCGUGAUGUCGUCAGAACCAGAUGAAGAUGAUGAUAAAAUUAUCUACGACGAUAACGAAUUCGAAAUGAAGCCAAGUACUUCAUCGUUGUGGUCUAUAAUACAAUUUAAUGCACCAGAAUGGUGGCAGAUCGUUAUCGGCUGUUUGGCAUCGACAUUUGUAGGAUUUGCUAUGCCUAUUUUCGCCAUAUUGUUCGGUGAUAUCCUUGGGGUUCUGUCCAACACUGAUGAGGAUUACGUUCGUUCACAAACGAAUACGUACAGCCUUUACUUCGUAGUAACUGGUAUAGUGACGGGAGUGAGCACAUUCUUACAGAUUUCGAUGUUCAGCAUUGCAGGAGAAAAAUUAGUAGAGAGAUUGAGAAAAGAACUGUUUGGGGCAAUGAUGCGGCAAGAAAUUGGUUGGUUUGACGAUAAGAAGAAUGGGGUUGGAAAUUUGUGUGCUCGUCUUUCAAGUGAAGCAUCCAGUGUUCAAGGGGCGACUGGUCAGAGAAUUGGAACGAUUUUGCAAUCUAUUGCAACAAUUGGGUUAGCUAUUGGGUUGUCAAUGUACUACCAAUGGAAAUUAGGAUUAGUCGCUCUUACUUUUAGCCCUAUUAUCCUACUAGCGAUGUUUUUCCAUGCCCGCAUGAAUCAUGUUGAAAACCUAGAAGAAGGUAGCUCAAAAGAAGCUGCAGCAAAGAUUGCAGUAGAAGCAGUAAGUAAUAUAAGAACAGUUGCCUCGCUAAGUGCAGAAAAAUUAUUUUACCAACUCUAUGUGUCCGAACUGUUACCAUAUCACAAGAAAUCUUUGAGAAAUAUUCACAUAAGAGCCUUAGUAAUGGCAUUAGCUAGAAGUAUAAUGUUCUUUGCAUUCGCAUGUUGUAUGUAUUAUGGAGGUACUUUGGUAUACAAUGAAGGACUGCAGUACGAAACAGUUCUCAAAGUAUCCCAGGCCUUAAUAAUGGGGACAGUUUCAAUAGCAAAUGCCUUGGCGUUUACACCAAAUUUCCAAAAAGGUUUUAAAGCAGCUGCACAAAUAUUUGAGCUUCUGAAUAGACAACCAGCUGUAAGAGAUGCCCAAAAUGCUUCAGCAGAUACUUGGGACACAGGAAAUAUUAAUUAUUCCAAAAUAGAAUUCCGUUAUCCCACGAGGCCAGACAUUAAGGUCUUAAAAGGAUUGGACUUGUCAAUUAUGAAUGGUAAAACAGUGGCUCUGGUAGGUCCCAGUGGAUGCGGAAAGUCCACAAUUAUUCAACUGCUGGAAAGAUUCUACGACCCAGCGAAUGGAACCGUUAACGUUGAUGGUACAGACAUUAGAACAAUGCAACUUAGGACGUUAAGGUCGCAACUUGGUAUUGUGUCACAAGAACCGAAUUUAUUCGACAGGACGAUUGGUGAAAAUAUUGCCUAUGGAGACAAUGACAGGAUAGUUACAACUGACGAAAUCAUUGAAGCAGCUAAAAAGGCUAAUAUUCAUAGCUUCAUUGCCUCAUUACCACUGGGUUACGACACUAGAUUGGGUGAAAAGGGUACCCAGUUGUCGGGAGGUCAAAAACAACGUGUAGCCAUCGCUAGAGCAUUAAUUCGUAAUCCGAAAGUUUUAUUAUUAGACGAAGCCACUUCGGCUUUAGAUAACGAAAGCGAAAAGAUUGUUCAAAAGGCAUUGGACGAUGCAAGGGAAGGCCGAACGUGUAUAAGUAUAGCGCACAGGCUUACAACAAUAAAAGAUGCCGAUUUAAUUUGCGUUAUCAAUAAUGGCGUCGUUGUCGAGCAAGGUUCACAUUCGCAACUUAUGAAAAUGCGGGGACUUUAUGAAAAAUUGUACACAAUGCAAGUUGGAGGAAGUUGAAAAAAUUUAUUGGCCAUUGUAAAUACGAAAAAAGAAGAUAUUAAAUUUAAAUUGACAGAACGGUACGUAAGAGCUACCUAGUAAUAAUUUUUUUUCCAAUAGUAGGAAAAUAUCUAAUCGUAAAAGUGAAAUUUAUUUAAAUAUUAUGUACCUGCAUAAAUUUAUAAUGUUAAGUUAAAAUUUGAAAAUAAUUGACCUAUCGUACACUAAGAAGUAGUUGACCAUAUGUGUAUGUUACAGUUGAAAUAAUUAAUCUAGUUAUUGUGUUUACUAUGUAGCUUUUAUAUAUGAGUAGUAUCUUACGAAAUUUAGAUAAAAUUAUUAUUUAUUGAGAUUGUAUUAAUCAAAUAAUCAAGCUAUUGUGUAUAAUAUAAUGUAGGACGUAAGUGAAUGCAGUAAUAAAACAGAAAAAAUAGUGA